AUGUCAGCGUCUGCUCGAGUUCUUCCAAGAGCAUCAGCCUUGCGCGCCGCGAGCUCAAGGCUGACCUCGGGUCUUGUCCGCCGACCCUUCCACUCAUACGAUCAUCCACCACCCCCGGGAGCGUUUGGCGAUGCGGAAAAGACCAUCCUCGCUGCUGCCUACAAGCAUGUGCCUGAACAUGGAUUCUCACAGAAGGCUCUCGGUUGCGGUGCGAGGGAUGCGGGUUACCUUGAUAUAAGUGCGAGCGUCAUUUCCGACGGUGCCUUUGGCCUAAUCCGAUACCACCUUGUUACCCAGCGCGAGGCUCUGGCUGCUCGAAGUCAACAAUUAUUCACCGAUACCGAUAAGCCUGGAGUUUCGUCCAGGGUGGAAGCACUGGUAUGGGAACGACUUAUGGGUAACAAGGUGGCUCUUGGCCGCUGGCAAGAGGCAUUGGCCGUCAUGGCCCAGCCCAGCUAUGUUCCCGAAUCUUUAAAAGAGCUCGCCAAGCUCUCUGACGAGAUCUGGUACCUUGCUGGCGACAAGGCCGUCGAUCCCUCCUGGUACACCAAACGCGCCACCCUCUCCAUGAUUUACAGUACGAGCGAGCUCUUUAUGACUAAUGACCGAUCGCCCGAUUUUGUUGAGACGAGGCAGUUCCUUCAGCGAAGACUAGGCGAAGUUAAGACAGUUGGUGGUAUGGUGGGAGCGUUUGGUCAAUGGGCUGGUUACACCCUUAACGCCGGCGUAAAUAUACUUAGAAGCAAGGGUGUCAGGGUUUGA
Molecule: messenger RNA, 762 nt
Organism: Fusarium sp. VM40
Lineage: Eukaryota; Fungi; Ascomycota; Sordariomycetes; Hypocreales; Nectriaceae
Source: the annotation of a GenBank genome assembly